Molecule: messenger RNA, 2492 nt
Organism: Gopherus flavomarginatus (Mexican gopher tortoise)
Lineage: Eukaryota; Metazoa; Chordata; Testudines; Testudinidae
Product: zinc finger protein 436-like
Exons: 6
Coding region: 403-1395 (330 amino acids)
Biological process (GO): regulation of DNA-templated transcription
Molecular function (GO): DNA-binding transcription factor activity, RNA polymerase II-specific; RNA polymerase II cis-regulatory region sequence-specific DNA binding
Source: RefSeq, a predicted model, not a curated record
UGAACGAUGCCUCUCCAGGUCCUGGAAACUCCAGGGCAAUGCUGGGGGGCACCCCCGGCUCUGGUCGUUUUGUCAGUUGCUGCCACCAGAGGGCCGCUGUUAAAGAGGGGAAGCGGGACGCGUUGUCUUGCGCUGGCUCUGGCUCUGCUGAACUUCCUGGGUCAAGUUGCUGCUGCUGCUGCUUCCUUCCCUCGUUGUGACAGGGAGGCCGGGCUGAGCUGCUGCUGCAAAGGAGAGACCUGCACUAACCCCGCUCUGUGCCCAGCCGGGGGGACUCUCUCCGGGCGCUGGAACCAGCUCCGGGGGCAGCCCCGGGCUCUGCCGACACCAGCCCCUGAGCCGGAGCCUGCAGAGAAGAGACUGAUCUGAUGUGAGAAAUACGUGCCACAAAAUUGCUACUGGAUGAAUGAGGACAACCGGAGGAUGCAAUAUCUGCUGCAGAAUAACAUCCGUCCAGUCCAGCCACGUCAUCCCAGAAGCAAAAUGGCUUUAGCUCAGCGUUUUCAGAUGCCUAUGACCUUUGAGGAUGUGGCUGUGUAUUUCACCAAGGAGGAAUGGAUGCUCUUGGACCUGGGUCAGCAAGCCCUCUACAGGGACGUCAUGCAGGAGAACUAUGAGAACGUGACCUCGCUGGGAUUUCUGAUGUCCCGACCUGACUUGAUCUAUCAGCUGGAACAAGGGGAAGAGACGUGGGUCCCAGAUCUCCAGGGCUCAGAGCAAAGGGGGAUCCAGAGAGGUGCCUGCACAGCAGGUGACGAGAUGUUGUGUAAGAACGAGGAGGAGACUCCUCAGCAGGAAGGGCCUGUGCAAGUGGAACCGUGCAGGAUGGUAUCGGAAGGAUCCAGAGGAAAUGUUCCUGCACAGGGAGAAGCUGGUGGGAGUCAGAAUGGAUCAAAGAGGCAGAAGGGAAAGGACUUAGGGAAGGGACAAAGUAAAUCCACUUCCCAUGAGGGUGGUUCCAGAGAUAGCAACAAAACCACAGUCCCACAGACUGGAGAGACGCAGAAAAUAUGCAUAGACUGCGGGAAAAUCUUCAGUUGCAUCUCGCACCUCAUUAGACACCAGAGAACCCACACAGGUGAGAGACCUUUUAAAUGCCCUGACUGCGGGAAAGGCUUCGGUCGGAGCUCACACCUGGUUGUACAUGAGCGGAUCCACACGGGAGAGAGACCGUACAAGUGCGACGAAUGUGAGAAAAGCUUCAAUCAGAGCCCACACCUUAUUAGACACCAGAAACUCCACCUAAUGGAGAGACGCUGUAAAUUACCUGCCUGGGGUGGACUGAAUACCGCAUUUCCCAGUUCCUUGAGUAUCCAGCUGCCUGUUGCUGGGAUCAGGGGGCAGUUACAGGUGCCUCCAGGCUGCUCGGUGAAUCUCUGGCUCUGCCUUCUGUAGCAAACCGCAGGCAGAGGAGCAGAAGCCCUGAUCAGUUUUUCCUCAUUGCUGGGCUGCCAGGCCACUUGCCAGCCAGGUGGUGAUCAGGGAAAGAAGAACCCAACUCCCCUAGACACUCAUCUCUGUGGACUCAAAUCCCUUUCCACGAACCAAUUCCUUGAGCUAUGCCACCUUUCUCAGGGCAGAGACCUGUCUCUGCACCAUCCUCUGGGACGUGGGCUGGGCCUCCUCCGCUUACUGGUUUUCAUGUGGGGUGGGUGCCCCAGAGGCCCUUCCCUUGCAGACUUUUGGAGGAAACCAGAGAGAUCAAAUGUUCGGGGGACUAGGAGAGGAAGAAUGGGCAGGGAACGGGUUGCUGGGAGUUUGAAUCGGGUGAUUGAAUUAGCAAGUGAUCAAGUGCUGAGACUGGAUAACUCUGCACUGGUUGGCCAGAGCUCAUUGCUGCAAAGGAGCACCAGCUCGAAGGAAAGGAACAAGGCUUUGUGUGCCAAGAUCACGGUUACUGUCUGCAAUAAUCUUCCCACCCCGUGAGCCACCAGCAGCUCUGAGACCAGCACUUAGGCCUUUCAGUUGUUCAGUGCAGAGUCGCAGCCCUGAAGAGUUGAUUUCUGAUGUUGGGUUAAAAUGACCUCAGAACACCCUGGGCUAAAAGGAUAAUUCAAUUAUUAUAGCGUGGGGGGGUUCCUCACUGGGAAUCUUCGAGAUAAAUUAGAGCCCAGUCAUUUCCUGUGUGCAUUUGGGGUUUGCAACAAGCAGUGGAUGAGUGGGUGUUGGGAAAGGAAUGUGUGGCUUAUAUUUAUCUCUGGGGAAAUCACUGGGGUAUUUAACAGUAAUUAUGCUGAUUCUUUGGAAUGUCUAAAAUUAGAGUGACUAGUAUGGGUCACUGACAGUCCAGAUCUUUGUCCUUUCUGUGUGUGAGGGGUCCCGCUGUGAUGCCACUCUGCUCACUGAGGAAUGGGAUUGAUUCUUUGAUGCCCGUUGCUCAUUUCAGGUGACGUUUCACCUCCUCUGCGCUAGUUACUCCCUCUCCCAGAACACUCUCUUUGUCGCACCUUUUUGUUUCUAUUUCAGUAAAUAAAACCUGCACAUACAGAUGC